UGGCGCUGCACCCGCUAUACCAUUUGAGCGAAAUUUGUUGCCACAAAUUAUAACGUAAACUCAAUUGCCAAAAACAACGAAGGGACCGGCGCCGUCGAGCUUCUGCACAAUCAUGGAAAGCCAAAGUAACGAAUUAAUGGUGGGUAUGUCAACGUUGCCGGUACUGCCUGCGGUGGUGAAGGAGGAGCCUGUGGAGCAAAACAGCUCCAAGCAGGACACCCAACAGCCUCAAGUGCAGGAUGCGGUUUGCAUCGAGGAGGAAUGCAACGACCAGCGUAUCGAGUGCACCACCGAGGGUCAGGAGAGUGAGAUCCGCGCAGUUUUGUCAAAGUGCGUCUUUUGCAACAAGACGUUCACCAUGGGAGACAACCCGAAGCUUCUCGAGUGCUUACACGCAGCAUGCACAAUAUGCGUCAAUAAUAAGAUCAGCGAUCACAAUACGUCGGUCGACGUGGAUGUACUGUUGGAGAGUAACGUCCUUAUGUGUCAUGUUUGCAAUGUGGCCAGCCAAGUGGAAAAUUUGAUCGAGAACAGAUUUUUCUCCAAGCUAUUGGAAGAAGAGAGUGAUCUAGGAUUGGACGAUGAGAGUAAGGAAGCCGAGGAAGAGAAAAAGUGUACCAGCUGCCACGAUAACAUUGUUGCUACCAGUUAUUGCAUGGAGUGCGAAGAAUUUAUCUGCCAGAAUUGUGUUAUGGCUCAUCAAAGAUUGAAGAUAACCAAGGAUCAUAUAAUUAAACCUAAGGAUGAAAUAGCAAAUGAUAGAGAAAAUGUUAAACGAGGAAAUAAGAAGAUACCUGGAUAUUUAUUUUGCACAAUCCAUUCCCACGAACAGUUAUCUGUAUUUUGUCAAGUGUGUGAUAGACUGACCUGCAGAGAUUGUCAACUCAACGAACAUCGUGAUCAUAAAUAUAGUUUUAUUCAUGAAAUUGCAGCAGAAACGCGUACUUCCAUGUCAAUGUUGCUUAAAGAAGUAAGUUACAAACGAGUAUUAUUGAAAAGCGCGAUGAAAGUUAUAGAGGAUAGACAGAUUCUAAUACAGGAGAAGAAAAAAACUCUUGUUCAAGAUAUAACACAAAUGGUCGUACAAUUAACAAAUGCCAUUAAUACAAGAGGGAAGCAGUUGGUAAUGAGAUUGAAUGAAGUGUGUGAUCAAAAGCAGAAUACGUUGAAUGAGAAAAAAAUUGCUUUAGAUCAACUAUCCAGGCUUACGGAUCAUUGUAUACUCUUUGGCACUCAUGCUUUGAAGAAAGGCUCGGACAUGGAAUUAUUAUAUAGUAAAAAAUCUGUUACAAGUCAUUUACAAAGAAUAAAAAGUAGACGAGCCGAUAUCCCAAAUCCUGAGAUACCUGUCAGGAUACAUUUAUCUUUGGAAAAAGUACCAGAUUUAAUAAAAGUGGUGUCAUCAAUUGGGGCAAUAGUCGUCGAUGGUAGAGUAUACCCGUCCUUAUCUCCAAUGGCUAACAAUAACAGCACGGUGACUUACAACGAAUCGCAAGCCGAACCGAAGCAAGCUACGAAUUCGGUAAAUACUCACACGGACAGUAUUGUUCCCGUUGUUAUUCAGCAGGGAUUACCAUUACCUGCAAUGGUAACACAGCAAUCCACUAGCGUGCAACAGAAUUCUUACCCGCAACAAGCACCUCUGCAUCUUCCGCAACAACAACAACAGCAGCAGCAACAGCCGCAACCACAACAACAACAACAACAACAACACGCGCAACAAUCACCAAAUUAUAUGCAACAGUAUAUCGCGCCGCAUAAUAUGUCACCUCGAUCAUCGCCACAAGCGCUUCAGCCACGGGUGCAGUAUUCUGUAAACUAUAGCAACACUAGAUUACAGCAACCUCCGUUGAUGCAUCAACAACGCCCGUUGGGAACCUGUCAUCAGCAGCAAGUAACAUCGUCCACGCAUCCACAUCAGCAAGCUCAGAAUUUGGAUCAGCUUGGACAGAACACAAGUUUACGCGGGCUUCUCGCGCACAAUUCCAUUCCACCGCCUCCUUAUCCGUCGUUCCGGGCAACUGCCAAUCAUACCGUACCGUACCGAUUUUCUCCUGGAUACAGAUAUUCUUCAGGUGGCAAUCCACAGAGAGUCCAAGUACCACCACCCCACACAUAUCAAGCAAAUACAUCCGUUGUACCUGUGACGACACGUUUGCAACAAUGCAAUUUGACUUCCCCAUCAACGCAGCACAUGGGAAAUUAUCCCAUCCAUCGUUGGCACAUACCGCAACAAGCGAAUCCUUGCCUUCCUUAUACCUUGCCUCGACAGCAACAUAUGCCCACUUAUACCCCAGUUCCUACCAAUGAUACAUACAAAAUUACAUUAAGAAAUCAACAAACCGGUAAUAAUCAAAAAUAUAACACCAAUGUAAACGCCAAUUCGUGCGACAAUCCGCCACAGUUGCAGAAUUCAGCCACUGUGUCAUUGCUACAUGCUGUCAGCUCGUCCAUACCCAAAACACCUAGUCCUGUGACCACUCCUGGCAAGUCGGACGACACCGAAAAGAGUUUAGAUAAGUUUUGUCAGAAAUCGUUGAAUGAUCUGAUGCUCACUAUUGCGAAAUUAGAUAGUAAUGGAAUCCUAGUGAUACCAGAAGCUCAAAGAAAUCAGGUAGAUUCGGCACAAGUUGAUAGUUCCACCGACGAGGAUAUAAACUCAAUGGCUGAGAAUACAACGGCGGAGAAUUCGAAAAGCACAACCGCUUCUAUGGUGAUGAAGGACGAUCCAAACGAGGACUGGUGUGCCGUAUGUAUGGACGGGGGAGACGCGGUACUGUGCUGCGACAAAUGUCCAAAAGUCUUCCAUCUUUAUUGUCAUAUACCUAGUUUACAAUCAUUUCCAGAUGCUUCUUUCAGCGAGAGUGAAACUUGGCAGUGUAUGCUAUGUACAAAUGUACUCGAUUGCUCGGACGAUGUAUCGAGCAGUGAAAAAAGGCCAAGCGGUAUGAGCGCGAAGGAAUUGCGAAUUGCACAAAGGAUUGUCUUGGAACUUUAUUGUCAGUAUGAACAGAGCCUACCUUUUCGGGAGGUUGUAUCGAGCGAGAUUACUGAUUAUCAUCGGAUUAUCAAGAAGCCAAUUGCGUUAGACAUAAUCAGGGAUAAAUUGAAAUCGGAUCAUGCGGACCAUUACACAGAUCUGAGACAAGUCAUGGCUGACAUCAGACUCAUGUUUAAAAAUGCUUUUACCUACAAUCCUGUUGAUUCGCAAGUUUACCAAGAGGCUAGAAAUUUAGAAGAGUUUUUUGAGAAAUUGUUAUUGAAAUGGGCACCAAAUUACGCGUAUGACGAUCCCUUUCUCGCACCCGACAAGGAGGAAGACGAGGAAGUUUUUCCACCCAAUAGGAAAUACAGACGCAUAGUUAACGAUUGACAGGAGAUAAGCGAAUUGUCGAGUACACCUCGUCGGAAUUGUUGAGUUUAGGGCUAAAUUAUUUUCACGAUUUUAUAACUGUCGGACUAGACUGCAGUUAAUAAUUUGAUAGAAUGUGAUAAAUACUAUCGAAACUGUCGUAAAAGCCGAUAGCAGAGUGACGUCAAAUGACGUGUUAAUAAUGUCUUAAUGAUAUUAAUAAUGUCUCUAACGUCAACAGUGUGUCAUUAAAACGUAUUUAGACGUCAUCUUGCUAUCUAGGAAGAUUAAUUCCUAGAAAACAUUGCAAAAAAUAAGGUGCAUGAGCGUUCUAUUUUAUUUGAAAUAUUUAUAAUAAAUUUUUCCGGUUGUUUCUCAGUUUCUCGAUUAGAUGGACGGUAUUAAUAUUUCACGAUGACAAAACGAUACUGAAAUGUAACUUUUUCGACAUGUUUCAUUUUUCGAAUAUAUAGAUAUAUUUUAAUAUAAUAAAGUGACGCCGCUCUAGAUUUUUAAUUACAAUCAUAGUAUAUUUUUAGUAUAUUUAAUAUAAUGCUGCUUGAAGUUUUAUCACGUUAGUAACUUCGCAAAAAUGCUUAACAUUAUAUUUGACUAAUAAGGUAAUUAAUUUGUUACCCAACUAUUUGUUGAAUAAGGUUUUCUUCGAUAUUCGUUUUGUCUUUUUACUCAUCGUAAAAAAAUA
Molecule: messenger RNA, 4055 nt
Organism: Temnothorax curvispinosus
Lineage: Eukaryota; Metazoa; Arthropoda; Insecta; Hymenoptera; Formicidae
Product: transcription intermediary factor 1-alpha-like
Exons: 11
Coding region: 113-3373 (1086 amino acids)
Molecular function (GO): protein binding; zinc ion binding
Source: RefSeq, a predicted model, not a curated record